Plenodomus lingam JN3 is the source of this 390-nucleotide messenger RNA. RefSeq lists its product as uncharacterized. Gene Ontology annotation, molecular function: endonuclease activity. NCBI's taxonomy places the organism in Eukaryota, Fungi, Ascomycota, Dothideomycetes, Pleosporales, Leptosphaeriaceae. The record is from RefSeq and is a predicted model, not a curated record.
AUGGACGCUGAAGGUUGUUUCUUUGUAAAGUCUCUUUAUAAUAAGAAUAAUGAGCUUAGAUUUGUGCUAGGUUGCCAAAUUACACAGCACAGUCGGGAUUCUUUAGUUAUGCACAAAAUUUGUUCUUUCUUUAACUGCGGUAGAGUUGAAGUAUCUAGAAUGAUUUACGAUAAUUAUGUUGUAACUAAGUUACCAGAUAUAAAUAAAAUUAUCAUCCCUUUCUUUACAAAAUACCCAAUACGGGGUUCUAAGCGUAAAGAAUUUGAAUGUUGGGUGGAUGUCGCCAAACUAAUGAGUUCGAAAGCUCAUCUUACUAAGGAGGGAUCUGAGAAGAUAUUACAAACAAAACUUCAAAUGAAUACCUUUAGGAAGGAAGAUGGUAAUAAUUAG